GACAGAGGCUGAUUGACACAUGAACGUUGAGGACGCCAACAUGGAGGAAACAUCAGCACACCAGUGAGGAAGAGGUGGAGCUUCUUCAACAUGUGACGCAGACUAGGUGUGUGCCUAGGAUCCGGGAGCUGCCGGUCAUCGCUACGUCGCCAUGAGGCGCGCCCUGGUUCUUCUCGUCACCUGCCUCACCUGGACCUCGGCUCUGCUCGCAGCCCCCACCGAGCUGAAGUACCUCCUGGAGCCGCCCGUUUACGCCGAGGUCGUCGGCCGGCGCGGCGAGGAAGCCACCCUGCCGUGCGUCCUAAAAAGCAAACCGGCCCACUACAAAGUCAAAUGGACCAAGCUGGAGCCGGGCGCCAUCGGCCCCGAGAACAUCGUGAUGAUUUCCGACGCGCACGCCUUCAAGCGACACGGCCAGCUGGGGCCGCGGGCGUCCCUGCGGCGAGCCCACAGCAUGGACGCCUCCCUGCGGCUCGCCGACCUGCGGCUACAAGAUGGCGGCACGUACCGCUGCGAGCUCAUCGACGACAUCGAGGACGAGAGCGUGGCGGUCACUCUGAGGAUAGACGGUGUGGUUUUCCCCUAUCAGAGCCAAAAUGGCCGCUACAAGCUGACCUUCAGCGAGGCCAAGACGGCGUGCGAGGAACAGGACGGCGUGUUAGCCUCUCACCACCAAUUGUACAGAGCCUGGACCGAGGGUCUGGACUGGUGCAACGCGGGCUGGUUGCAGAAUGGACAGGUCCAGUACCCCAUCAUCACGCCUCGGCCUGCCUGCGGAGGAGCAGAACCGGGUCCCGGCAUUCGCGAUUACGGACUUAAAGACAAGCAGCGGGAUCGUUUCGACGCCUUUUGCUUCACCUCGCUGACCACCGGGUCCGUCUUCCACGUGGCGGGCUCCUUCUCCUUUGAGCAGGCCCAGCAAACGUGCGCACGCCACGCAGCUGACCUGGCCUUGGUGGGCCAGCUCUACUCCGCCUGGCGCUUCCACAACUACCACCGCUGUGACGGCGGCUGGCUGAGAGACGGCAGCGUGCGCUUCCCCAUCGCCAAACCCAGGGGGCGCUGUGGGGGCCUCGCCGACCCGGGGGUGCGCUCCUUUGGGUUCCCGCCUAAGUCCUCGCAUCUCUAUGGCGCUUACUGCUACCAGGAAGUCCUCAGAUCACAGUAGUCACCAAAAACACCUUCCAUUCAACUAUCAUCCAUCCAUCCAUCCUUCCAAUCAUCCAUCUA
Messenger RNA from Entelurus aequoreus (snake pipefish), 1230 nucleotides. Its product is annotated as hyaluronan and proteoglycan link protein 2-like. Gene Ontology annotation, biological process: cell adhesion. NCBI's taxonomy places the organism in Eukaryota, Metazoa, Chordata, Actinopteri, Syngnathiformes, Syngnathidae. Gene Ontology annotation, molecular function: hyaluronic acid binding. The coding region runs from base 152 to 1168 and encodes 338 amino acids. The record is from RefSeq and is a predicted model, not a curated record. The transcript is spliced from 6 exons.